UCGCGUUUAACUAAGUAUGCUUGUGUACAGCAAAGAUGAAAUAGGACGGUUGAUCAUAGUGUAGUAUAAUUGCAUAAAGAGGCUUAUUUGUGACGAUUUGAAAAAGAAAACGCACUUUUUCAUAAUAUCUAGAUAAUCGAGUGAUGAGGCCAUGUAUUUGUGUAGUGGGUUCAAUUAUUGUUUACUAUCAUAAAUAAUUCUAAAUGUAAAAUUAAAAGUAUUGCCACAUAUACAUCAACUAUGAUCAAGUUUUACAAUAGAACGCAUCGAAGCAUUCGACAACAUACUGUUAGCGAUACAAAUGCUUCAAAGACUACAAACGUGAUAAACGUGUUGCUGUGGCUGGGGCUCUUAAUAAACACAUCCUGUGUGGAAUGUGCGCGCGAUCUUCGAAAACAAACAAAUCUGGAAGUUAAAGUCGGGUCGCAUGUUGUCUUCAAUUGUUACAUAGAUUUUCCAUAUGACUCACCCAUACCAUAUGUGGUCCACUGGAGCAAAGAUAAUAAAAAAAUUUUCACUUGGUAUGAGGGAGAAACGUCUACCAGUGAGCUCUUCAACGGUCGCCUGCACCUGGUCAGUGGCCACCCGGACUACGGAAAAGCAUCGGCAAACCUUACAUCUAUACGAGAAUCUGACCAAGGCUUAUACCACUGCCAAAUUAUAUUUCCCAAUCGUACACCAAGUGUACGUAACAACGGCACCCAAUACCAAUUGGUAGUUCAGGGAUCGCUUAUUAAAAUACCCCCUGUCAAUCAAACGAUCAUGGAGGGCCAGACAGCAUUCUUUCAUUGCGUGAUGAAAUAUGCGGAUACUUCAAAGGUAGCAUGGUACAAAGAUGGUUUGCUUUUGCAAGAGGUACCUGACUUGGUGCGGCGCUCUUUUAUUGGACCCGACGGCAGUUUAAGCAUUGAUCCCACCAUGAUGAGUGAUCUUGGAGAGUACGAAUGCCGAGUCCGCAAUUUGGAGGGCGAGGUGCAACUGGCCAAGGCUUUUCUUAACAUACAAUAUAAGGCCAAAGUUAUCUAUGCACCACCCGAGGUGUACCUUCCAUUUGGACAGCCAGCGGUGCUUGAUUGCCAUUUUCGUGCUAAUCCACCGCUCAAAAACCUGCGCUGGGAAAAGGAUGGCUUGCUCUUUGACUCUUACAACGUCCCGGGCGUUUUUUACAAGAUGAACGGCAGCCUCUUCUUCUCCAAGGUGGACGAAAAUCAUGCGGGAAGUUACACAUGCACUCCAUACAAUGACCUCGGAACUGAUGGUCCAUCGCCCAUCAUCAGCGUUAUUGUCUUGCGUCCACCCAUUUUUAGCAUUACACCAAAGGCAAUUUAUAUACAGAAAUUGGGCGAUACCGCAGAGUUUCCAUGCGAAGCUAUUGACCGAGACGGAAACAAUCGACCAUCUAUUGUGUGGAAGCGGAAAGAUGGGCAGCCCUUGCCCAUGGAACGUUACAGUCUAAGCGGCGGCAAUCUGACGCUCACGAAUUUAGUUGAAACAGAUCGGGGAAUGUAUGAGUGUUCGGCAACCAAUGAAGCUGCAACCAUAACGACGGAAGCUGAGUUAAUGAUUGAAAACAUAGCACCACGCCCUCCAUACAAUUUGACUUCAAAUAGCACAGAGACAUGCAUUACCAUUCGUUGGUUGCCAGGCUACCUGCGCCCCAAUCUUGAAUACACUAUAUGGUACCGAUUGAUAGACACGCCCGAAUGGCGUACCAUGCGCGUACCAGAGAAAAACAUUAUGGAAGCGACCGUACAGCAUCUUUUGCCUGGACGAGAGUACGAAUUUAUGGUUCUGAGCCAGGAUAGAUAUGGCGACGGUAUGUUUAGCAAGCAGUUUCGAUUUUCUACGCAACAAUUGGCACUGCUCGAGGAUGACAACAAUACUAACAUCGAAAAAACGGAUCAGCACCAUAGUUAUUGGGGAGUGAACGCACCAUGGAAUCUAAGUGCAACACAAAAUUCUCAAGGUUGGCUUCUACAUUGGGAGCAUAUAGUCACCCAUCAUCUUUAUGAAGUGAAGUGGUGGAAGGAACCGGAGCACUUCCUUAUCGGCACUGCAGAAACUUUCGAUAAUUUUUAUCAGCUACGGCACCUUAAGGAGGAUACUUCCUUCAAGAUACAAGUUUUGGCCAUUACAACAAACGAAGACUAUAUAUCUAGCGCUGAUCUACUUAUUAAUGUUCCGUCGCAGCGAAAGAUGCGUGCUUUCGUUAUCGGAAGCUCAGUUGGAAUAAUAUUUUUACUUUGCGCACUUUGCGCUUUUUUAUACGUGAAACGUAGCUGCCUUCUGCACCUUUUUGCACGUGGACGUGAGGAAACAAGCAUUGACGAGGACACUGCGGAGAGCGGUGACAGCGAGCAUGAGCGCGAUACUAAAAAGAUUACUGAUUCUUCAUGAGUAUUUGGGAGUUGCUGGAUAUUUGGGAAUAAGCGAUUUGAUGGAAGCAUUUGAACGUUAAGCUAACAUUGGAAUAUAAAAGUUUUCUUUACUUGUAUGUAAAAAGUCUUAAAGUUCUAAAUUUAGUUCCUCUAAGACAAACAUUAGAUAUCAUUAUUGAGAAAAAAGACUCAAGCUCCGUUGUAGAAGACCUCAGAAAAACAGCCAAUACAAAAACCGAAACAUAUAUGUAUGUACGAGUAAGGUGUGCCUACCUAAGAACCAACUAAAAUAUGGAAUACUAAUUUAAAAUACAUUUUCCAAUAUUUUUGCACGCUAAUGAUAAAUAAAUGGUCAAUAACUUA
This is a messenger RNA of Scaptodrosophila lebanonensis, 2741 nucleotides long. RefSeq names its product protein borderless (gene bdl). Gene Ontology annotation, cellular component: plasma membrane; axon. Gene Ontology annotation, biological process: homophilic cell-cell adhesion; axon guidance; dendrite self-avoidance. The record is from RefSeq and is a predicted model, not a curated record. The transcript is spliced from 7 exons. Gene Ontology annotation, molecular function: cell-cell adhesion mediator activity. Lineage: Eukaryota; Metazoa; Arthropoda; Insecta; Diptera; Drosophilidae. The coding region runs from base 241 to 2397 and encodes 718 amino acids.